Messenger RNA from Propithecus coquereli (Coquerel's sifaka), 3535 nucleotides. RefSeq names its product ring finger and CCCH-type domains 2 (gene RC3H2). Bases 68 to 3535 code for a protein of 1155 amino acids. Lineage: Eukaryota; Metazoa; Chordata; Mammalia; Primates; Indriidae. The transcript is spliced from 20 exons. The record is from RefSeq and is a predicted model, not a curated record.
CUUACAAAACACUACACAGCAAAAUAAUGAUCUGCUAGACUGCUAACCCGAGCAUCCAGCUUCCACAAUGCCUGUGCAGGCAGCUCAAUGGACAGAAUUUCUGUCCUGUCCAAUCUGCUAUAAUGAAUUUGAUGAGAAUGUGCACAAACCCAUCAGUUUAGGUUGUUCACACACUGUUUGCAAGACCUGCUUGAAUAAACUUCACCGAAAAGCUUGUCCUUUUGACCAGACUGCCAUCAACACAGACAUUGAUGUGCUUCCUGUCAACUUUGCACUUCUCCAGUUAGUUGGAGCCCAGGUACCAGAUCAUCAGUCCAUAAAGUUAAGUAAUCUAGGUGAGAAUAAACACUAUGAAGUUGCCAAGAAAUGCGUUGAAGAUUUAGCACUCUACUUAAAACCACUAAGUGGAGGUAAAGGUGUAGCUAGUUUGAACCAGAGUGCACUGAGCCGUCCAAUGCAAAGGAAACUGGUGACACUUGUAAACUGUCAACUGGUGGAGCAAGAAGGUCGUGUAAGAGCCAUGCGAGCAGCCCGUUCACUUGGAGAAAGAACUGUAACAGAACUGAUAUUGCAACACCAGAACCCUCAGCAAUUGUCUGCCAAUCUAUGGGCUGCUGUCAGGGCUCGAGGAUGCCAGUUUCUAGGGCCAGCUAUGCAAGAAGAGGCCUUGAAGCUGGUAUUGCUGGCACUAGAAGAUGGUUCUGCCCUCUCAAGGAAAGUUCUGGUACUUUUUGUUGUGCAAAGACUAGAACCAAGAUUUCCUCAGGCGUCAAAAACAAGUAUUGGUCAUGUCGUGCAACUACUGUAUCGAGCUUCUUGUUUUAAGGUUACCAAAAGGGAUGAAGACUCUUCCCUGAUGCAGCUAAAGGAAGAAUUUCGGAGUUAUGAGGCAUUACGCAGAGAACAUGAUGCCCAAAUUGUACAUAUUGCUAUGGAAGCAGGACUCCGUAUUUCACCUGAGCAAUGGUCUUCACUUCUAUAUGGUGACUUGGCUCAUAAAUCACACAUGCAGUCUAUCAUUGAUAAGCUGCAGUCUCCAGAAUCAUUUGCAAAGAGUGUCCAGGAAUUGACAAUUGUUUUGCAACGAACAGGUGACCCAGCUAACUUAAAUAGACUGAGGCCUCAUUUAGAGCUUCUUGCAAACAUAGACCCUAAUCCAGAUGCUGUUUCACCAACUUGGGAGCAGCUAGAAAAUGCAAUGGUAGCUGUUAAAACAGUGGUUCAUGGCCUUGUGGACUUCAUACAAAAUUAUAGUAGAAAAGGCCAUGAGACACCUCAGAUAUUUUCAAGGUAUCGAUUAAGGAACAAAAAGAUCAAUGCCACUGUAAGAACGUUUCCUCUUCUAAAUAAAGUUGGUGUAAACAACACUGUCACAACCACAGCCGGAAAUGUCAUUUCUGUCAUAGGAAGUACUGAAACAACGGGGAAAACUGUUCCAAGUACAAACGGAAUUUCAAAUGCAGAAAACAGUGUUUCCCAGCUAAUCUCACGUAGUACUGACAGUACCUUAAGAGCUCUGGAGACUGUGAAGAAAGUGGGGAAAGUUGGCACUAAUGGUCAGAAUGCUACCGGACCCUCUGCAGAUUCUAUAACUGAAAAUAAAAUUGGUUCUCCACCCAAGACUCCUGUAAGUAAUGUAGUGGCUACCUCAGCUGGACCCUCUAAUGCUGGAACAGAGCUGAAUUCUGUGCCUCAAAAAUCCAGCCCAUUUCUAACUAGAGUACCAGUAUAUCCUCAGCAUUCUGAAAACAUUCAAUAUUUUCAAGAUCCAAGGACUCAGAUACCCUUUGAAGUCCCACAGUAUCCACAGACAGGAUACUACCCACCACCUCCAACGGUACCAGCUGGUGUGGCUCCCUGUGUUCCUCGCUUUGUGAGGUCCAAUAAUGUUCCAGAGUCCUCCCUCCCACCUGCUUCCAUGCCAUAUGCCGAUCAUUACAGUACAUUUUCCCCUCGAGAUCGAAUGAAUUCUUCUCCUUACCAGCCUCCUCCUCCGCAGCCGUAUGGACCAGUUCCUCCAGUACCUUCUGGGAUGUAUGCUCCUGUGUAUGACAGUAGGCGCAUCUGGCGCCCACCUAUGUACCAACGAGAUGACAUUAUUAGAAGCAAUUCUUUACCUCCAAUGGAUGUGAUGCACUCGUCUGUCUAUCAGACAUCUUUGCGGGAAAGAUAUAACUCAUUAGAUGGAUAUUAUUCAGUGGCUUGUCAGCCACCAAGUGAGCCAAGGACAACUGUGCCUUUACCAAGGGAACCUUGUGGUCAUUUGAAGACCAGUUGCGAGGAGCAGAUAAGAAGAAAGCCAGAUCAGUGGGCACAGUACCACACUCAGAAAGCACCUCUUGUCUCUUCAACUCUUCCUAUGGCAACACAGUCACCAACACCACCUUCUCCUCUAUUCAGUGUAGACUUUCGCACGGAUUUCUCUGAGAGUGUGAGUGGUACAAAAUUUGAAGAAGAUCAUCUUUCCCAUUAUUCUCCCUGGUCCUGUGGCACCAUAGGCUCCUGUAUAAAUGCCAUCGAUUCAGAGCCCAAAGAUGUAAUUGCUAAUUCAAAUGCUGUGUUAAUGGACCUGGACAGUGGAGAUGUUAAGAGAAGAGUACAUUUAUUUGAAAGUCAGAGAAGGACAAAAGAAGAAGACCCAAUAAUUCCCUUUAGUGAUGGACCCAUCAUCUCAAAGUGGGGUGCAAUUUCCAGAUCUUCCCGCACAGGUUACCAUACUACGGAUCCUGUCCAGGCCACUGCUUCCCAAGGAAGUGCAACUAAGCCCAUCAGCGUAUCAGAUUACGUCCCUUACGUCAAUGCUGUUGAUUCAAGAUGGAGUUCAUAUGGCAGUGAGGCCACAUCAUCAGCACACUAUAUUGAGCGGGACAGAUUCAUUGUUACUGAUUUAUCUGGUCAUAGAAAGCAUUCCAGUACUGGAGAUCUUUUAAGCAUUGAACUUCAGCAGGCCAAGAGUAACUCGUUACUUCUUCAGAGAGAGGCCAAUGCUCUGGCCAUGCAACAGAAGUGGAAUUCCCUGGAUGAAGGCCGUCACCUUACCUUAAAUCUUCUAAGCAAGGAAAUUGAACUGAGAAAUGGAGAGAGUGAUUAUACAGAAGAUUCAACAGAUACUAAGCCUGAUAGGGAUAUUGAAUUAGAGCUUUCAGCACUUGAUACUGAUGAACCUGAUGGACAAAGCGAACAAAUCGAAGAGAUCCUGGACAUACAACUUGGAAUCAGUUCUCAAAAUGAUCAGUUGCUGAAUGGAACAGCAGUGGAAAAUGGGCAUCCGGUCCAACAGCACCAAAAGGAGCCACUAAAGCAGAAAAAACAGAGUUUAGGUGAAGACCAUGUGAUUCUGGAGGAACAAAAAACAAUUCUGCCGGUAACUUCUUGCUUUAGCCAACCACUCCCAGUGUCUAUUAGCAAUGCAAGUUGCCUCCCCAUCACCACACCUGUCAGUGUUGGCAACCUCAUUUUGAAAACUCAUGUUAUGUCUGAAGAUAAAAAUGACUUUUUAAAACCUGUUGCAAAUGGGAAGAUGGUUAACAGCUGA